AUGGAGCCUGGCAGUUAUGGACGCGUCGUGCGUCUGGAGGUCCAGGAUUUCAAAUCGUAUCGCGGCACCACCGUCAUCGGACCCUUCCAUGACUUCACCACCAUCAUCGGUCCGAACGGCAGUGGCAAGAGCAAUGUCAUGGAUGCCAUAAGCUUUGUUCUGGGUGUGCGCACAGCGCACCUGCGAGGCAGCUUGAGCGAGCUUCUGUACUUUAACUCCGACAGCCAGUCGCCGGAGGACAGGCCCAAGACUGGUCGGGUGACGCUGGUCUUCCAGCCUGGGGACCCAGGGGCCGAGGAGGUGCACUUCACUCGAGCCAUAGUGGCCUCAGGCGACGGCAGCACACACACGAGUCAGUAUCGUAUCAAUGGCAAGCAAGUCACGCUGGAGGCAUACAACACCCGCCUCGAGGGGUUUGGCGUCCUCGUCAAAGCACGCACCUUCCUCGUCUUCCAGGGUGACAUUGAGAAUGUGGCGCAGAUGAGACCACUUGAGCUCACAGCCAUGUUUGAGCAGAUCUCGGGGUCUGCUGCUUACAAAGAGGAGUAUGAACGAGCGGACCAGGAAAGGGCAGCAGCUGAAGCGCGCCUCUCAGUCAUCCACGCAGCAAAGAAAUCGAUAGCACAUGAGAAAAAGCAGAAGAAAGAGGAGAAGGAGGAGGCAGAUCGUGCUAUCGCCCUCCAGAAAGAAAUCGACGAGCGGCGCGCUACCCACUUUUUGUGGAGCCUCUUCCACCUUCGUCAGGAUGAGCUUGCUGCCCGGCAAGAGGCCGAUGCCAAGCGCGAGGGCAUUGCUCAGAUCCAGAAGGACAUCAAGGCCAACAAGGCGCUGCUGGAGUCUCAGCGCCGCCAGCAGGCCUCGCUGGCCAAGAAGCGGCUGCUCCUGGAGACCAGGAUCCGCAAGAUGACGGCCGAGCUGGAUCGGGGCAGUCCCGACCUGAUCAGGGUGCGGGAGGAGCUGAGCCGCGGCGCCAAGCGGCUCGCGUCCCUGCAGAAGCAGCUGGAGGAGGGCCGGCAUGGCGUGGAGGAGCAGAGGGCUCGGCACGCCGCCCUGGAGCGGCAGCUGGAAAGCCUGAACGACGCGCUGGCCCAGCUGGACGCCGACGUGGCAGCCGCCUCGAGCGACGAGCUGGCGAUGUCGGAGACGCUGCUGGCCGAGUACGCCCGGCUGAAGGCCGAGGUGGGGGCCCAGGUGUCGGCACUGGAGCUCGAUCGCGCCGCGCUUUCCUCCACGCACCAGGCGGAGCAGGAGGCGCAGCGCCUAGCGCAGGCCAGCCUGGAGGCUGUAGAUGCGCGCAUCGCCGGCCUGGGUGGGUGGAGAUGUGUCGGGGGGAAACAGGCCUUGGCAGUGGGGCAUACGCUCACCUCCGCCGACUUUGGGAUUGCGCAUGAGACCCUGUGCCCGCCGCCGCGAUCCAUCGCCACAGAGACAGAGCGUGUCGAGGCCGAGGAGCGGCUGGCCGCGGCCAAGGAGCGGGUGCAGGAGCUCGCGGGUCGGCUGGCGACGCUGCAGACGGAGCGGGAGGGGGCCAGUGGGGAGCGUCGGCGCGUGGACUCCAGGAGGGAGGCGCUGACGCGGCGGGCGGAGGACCUGGCCAACACCAUCCGCGAGGCCAGGGCCGACAAGCGCGAGGGGGCGCGGGAGCAGCGCACCUCCGAGGUGGUGGCCGCCAUGCGCCGCCAGAUUCCAGGGGUGCACGGGUUUGUGCACGACCUGGCGGACGUGGUGGAAGCCAAGUGGAAGCUGGCGUUGGCGGUGGUCAUGGGCCGCGACUUUGACGCCGUCGUGGUGGACACAGAUGAGGUUGGGAUGAAGUGCAUCCAGUACGCCAAGGAGCAGCGGGUGCCGCCCAUUACCUUCCUCCCCAUCGCCAGCCUCAGGGUCAAGGACGUGGACGAGCGGCAGGGGGCCCUGCCGGGGUCCGCACGCCUCGCCCUCCAGAGCACCCUGGUCUGUCACACGGUGGAGGAGGCCCGGGAGCUGGCCUUUGGCACGCCCGGCAUGCGGAGGAAGGUGGUGGCCAUGGACGGGACGCUGAUCAACAAGUCUGGCAUCAUCUCCGGCGGCGUGUAUGCUGGGCUGGAGGCCAGGGCCCAGAAGUGGGACAGGCAGGCCCUGGAGAACAUGAAGCAGCAACAUGCCGACCUGGAGGGGGAGCUGGCACGGCUGCCGACGGCGCGCCAGCUGGUCACCAGGGCGCAGGAGCUGGAGACAAGCCUCACCAAAACCACCAAUGAGCUCCACUUUGCACGGGUGGACGUCAAGGCCGCGGAGGAAAGGGUGCAGGAGGUCAAGGGCCAGCUGGCCGCGCUGACCAAGGAGCGUGCGGUCAGGGCUCCCCUCACCGCCAAACAGCAGCAGAGCAUGAAGGCGCGGGCCAAGGACAUCGAGAGGCUGACGGCAUCCAUCCACCAGAUCACCGACCGCGUGUUUGCCUCCUUCUCAAGGAAAGUCGGCGUCAAGAGCAUCCGCGAGUGGGAGCAGGACCACCUGAUGCGCACGGAGCGGGCGUCACGGGAGAGGCUCCAGCUCACCACCCAGAUCUCAAAGCUGACCAGCCAGCUGGAGUACGACCGGCGCGCUGAUAUCAGCGGGACCGUGGCUGGCCUCGAGCGCGAUCUGGCAGCGGAGCAGGCUGCCCAGGGGGAACUGAACGAGGCCGAGGCAAAGCUCCUGGAGAGUAGCAAGGGCGGGCAGGAGCGCCUUGCGGCGGCCCAGGAGGAGAGCGCCAGCCUGCGCGCGGCGAUUGAUGAGCUGGACGCCUCGGUCCGGGAGCUAAAGGUGGUGGCCCUGAACCAAGCUGCAGAAGUCGCUGCAGCGGAGCGUGCGCUGAAGGCCGCCUCGAGCAACGCAGCCGCCCUGGCCGCGCGGCAGGUGGAGGUGGCGCAGGAGGCGGAGAGGGAGCAGGUGCCCCUCCCGCGCAUGGGGCGGGCGGCCACGCCGUUAUCGGCCAUGGAGGAGGACGGCGAGGAGGCUGCCGACUCCCCGGCAGCAGACAUCGACUUUGGCGCGCUGCCCCGGAACCUGAGGAGCACCGACCCGGCGGCGCGCGGCCGCUUCGACCUCGAGCACAAGGAGGCCCUGGCCUCGCUGCGCGCGGCGCUGGCCCGCCUGGCGCCCAACCUGCGCGCCGCGGCGCAGUUCGAGGCGGUGCGCGCCCGCGAGCGAGAGCACCUGGAGGAGCUGGAGGCCGCGCGGCGCGCAGAGCGAGCUGCCGCGGCGGCCUUUGCUGCCGUGCGUGCCGCUCGGCACGACGCCUUCACCGCCGCCUUUGAGCACGUGGCGGCCUGCAUCGACCCCAUCUACAAGGCGAGGAGGCCCCUCUGGGAUGGGCAGCGCAGUGUGUUGGUGCUGGAGCUGACGAGCAGCGCGGUGCACCCCUCUGGCGGCCAGGCCUACCUGGCGCUGGACAGUGCGGACGAGCCCUUCUGCGCCGGGGUCAAGUUCAGCGCCAUGCCCCCGACCAAGCGCUUCCGGGACAUGGAGGCGCUGAGCGGGGGCGAGAAGACCGUGGCGGCCCUGGCCCUCCUCUUCGCCGUCCUCAGCUUCCGGCCCUGCCCCUUCUUCGUGAUGGACGAGGUGGAUGCGGCCCUGGACGCGGCCAACGUGGUGCGGGUCGCCAACUACCUGCGCCACAUGACGCGCCGCUCCACCGACGGCUCCUUCCAGGGCAUCGUGAUCAGCCUGAAGGACAGCUUCUACGACAAGGCCGAUGCGCUGGUGGGGGUGUGCCGCCACCCGGACACCAGCGCCUCCGCCACCUUCACCCUGGACCUGAACGCCUACGGGGAUGUGGUGGCCCAGUGA
This is a messenger RNA of Auxenochlorella protothecoides, 3807 nucleotides long. Its product is annotated as Structural maintenance of chromosomes protein 1A. The record is from RefSeq and is a predicted model, not a curated record. Gene Ontology annotation, cellular component: nucleus; chromosome; cohesin complex. NCBI's taxonomy places the organism in Eukaryota, Viridiplantae, Chlorophyta, Trebouxiophyceae, Chlorellales, Chlorellaceae. Bases 1 to 3807 code for a protein of 1268 amino acids. Gene Ontology annotation, biological process: sister chromatid cohesion. Gene Ontology annotation, molecular function: ATP binding; ATP hydrolysis activity; DNA binding. The transcript is spliced from 25 exons.